AUGCUAUACUCGACUCGAGCAGGUGUCAUCGUGCUCUUCAAUAUCCUCUUAGUCGCCAUCGUUUCUUCCGCGCCCUUGUCACCAGUCUUACCGGAAGCCGGGGCUACCGUCAGACCGGCCAUCGAAGCCUUCAAAGCGGGCCCCCACUGGAUCGUCAGUCCUGAAACGCUUCCCCGUGUGCGCCCCGGUGCCUCCACGUCUUCUUCCUCCCUCUUAGAGCGAAUCCGCAGCCUGGGUCGUGCCCCUGCAAGAGUCAAGAUCACCCAGCAAGGUGACCUCAAGAUGAUCAAUCAAGGAACCAGUCCUCGCCUAUUCGAGUUCGGCUCCAAGGACAAGGUUUACCUCAUUCAGCCCAAAACCACUGGAACACUGGCGCGCAGUGACUUAACCGAGCAACAAUUUAGAGCUCUAAGUAUUCAAAAGAUUCCCAAAGGUACAAGGGUCAACUACAACGAUCUGUGA
Messenger RNA from Mycosarcoma maydis (corn smut), 462 nucleotides. RefSeq lists its product as uncharacterized. NCBI's taxonomy places the organism in Eukaryota, Fungi, Basidiomycota, Ustilaginomycetes, Ustilaginales. The coding region runs from base 1 to 462 and encodes 153 amino acids. The record is from RefSeq and is a predicted model, not a curated record. The transcript has a single exon.